CAGGGAGUGAAAGCCGUGGCUUUAGGCGGCGGGUGCAUCCAAAUCCUCACGGCGAUGGUGCUUGGGGCCCUGCUCUCCACGACGGUUCCGCAGGGUAUCUUCAUUGAUUGUGUGACGUGCGCCCGUAUGCAGGGGCUUUUCUGUCCAUGUCGUCCACCGCGGUCGUGGUAAAAUGCAUGAUGGACGCCAACAUGGCCGGCACGGAACACGGUCAGAUACUACUCGGCACGCUUAUUUUCCAAGACUGCGCUUUGGGGCUCUUGCUAGCCGUCAUGCCGGCACUCGCGGCCAAAGGCAGCAGCUCCUGGACGAUCCUGAUUGCAUUGGCAAGGGAGUGUCUUUUGCUGUCCGGUUUUUGUGCGGUGGCCUGGAUCGCCUCCAAGUUGGUUGUUUCACGGUUGCUUUCGGCUCUCAGCCGCUUGUCGAAGAACAGCUCCGAGUUGUACCAGCUAGGAAUCGUUGGACUUUGUCUGAGUAUAUCCAUGCUAAGUCAAAGCCUCGGGCUCGGGCUUGAAGUUGGCGCUUUCGUCGCGGGUCUCAUGCUAUCAGGUGGAACGUAUAGCGAGAAAACUCUCCACCACGUCGAGCCAAUACGGAAUAUAUUUGCCUCGCUUUUUUUAGCUUCUAUCGGCAUGGUCAUGCACCCCGUAUUUCUCUGGCAGCACAAAGAUAUUCUACUGGGGUCACUCGCGGUUCUGUUCUUCGGCAAAACAUUCUUGAUCGCUAUAGUGGUCUGUGCAUUUGGCUACAGCACUCCUAUAUCUGUGAGCGUUGGCAUUGCUCUCGCACAGAUCGGGGAAUUCUCGUUUGUGCUGCUGAGCCGUGCUCAAGGCCUGGGACUAGUAUCCAGAAAGCUCUACCUCCUCUUGAUGGGUACCAGCGCAUUCAGCCUUGUCCUCACUCCAUUUGCGUUCAAGCUCGUCGCUCGCCUUGUACCCAGGGAGAAGAAAAGCCAGUACGCACUUUUCAACUUACCAGUGCAUGGCUUCGGUUACCACUUGGAAACAGGUGACAAAAAGCAGCACACCGAGGAUAAUCUCGAGGACGAGAAGGACCUUCUCAAUCAACAAAGUAAGCCGAGUGAAGGGAAAGACGCCGAAGAUGCUCGAGAGAAGUUAUUCCCACAAGUCACGUUGCGGAGACCAUUUUCACAAGUGUUUAGUGGACACUGGAGGUGAACAGGUAAGUGUACAUUAACAUCAGAAGCCAGUGGGUAAGGGAUUCUUUUUCCCGUUACAAUAAUCGCCGUUCUCUUCUAGUUUUUUUCUUUUUUUUCUCAGUUUCGGAGUCUUGUUUUCUAUUCUUCUGUAACAAAUUUUUUCAGGCAAUUGUAUAGAGGUUUCAGUUAUUCGA
Messenger RNA from Selaginella moellendorffii, 1353 nucleotides. RefSeq names its product K(+) efflux antiporter 4. NCBI's taxonomy places the organism in Eukaryota, Viridiplantae, Streptophyta, Lycopodiopsida, Selaginellales, Selaginellaceae. The coding region runs from base 147 to 1178 and encodes 343 amino acids. The transcript has 5 exons. Gene Ontology annotation, molecular function: potassium:proton antiporter activity. Gene Ontology annotation, biological process: proton transmembrane transport; potassium ion transmembrane transport. The record is from RefSeq and is a predicted model, not a curated record. Gene Ontology annotation, cellular component: membrane.